CCUUUUAGUUUAGGGUUUGCGUUGCUUUUGUUUUAGCAGCCGCCUUCGUCGCCCUUCCCUCUAUAUCUCUCAUCUCGCAUCUUCUCUUCCUUAAUAAUCAAUCUUUAGUCUCCUCUUCUUCCAUCUUUACGAUCUUCUCCGCUGCGUCAAUCGGCCGCUCGUCUUCUUCUUCCACCUUUUCUUCCAUCUUUCAUCUUCUCUUCUUUCAUCUCCAUUUUUCUUUCGAUUUUUAUUUAUGUAUGGAGAGAUGAACAUCUGAAUCAUCCUAAUUCUCAUAAUAAUGGCUUUGCGCCACAACGAAAGAAAAAGGGGUACAGCGAUCCCAUUCCUUCUUCUUUCUCUUUCCAUUUCCUUUUGGGGCCAACCAUUUCUGCAAUUAUUGGGUUGUUCAGCGGCGUAAACCUCAUUUUUCAGCCAGUUCCACCUUCCUCUGCUGUUUUUUGGUCGAUCACUCUCGUACCCUUCAAUUUUUUCCAUCUGGGCAAAGCUCCACCGACGUCUAUGCUAUGGCGGAAUCCGAGCAUCGUGCUAAGCGCCCUAGAAUUACGAGGGGGGAAGAUGAUUAUAUGCCUGGAAGUAUAAUUGAGAUUGAGCUUCAUAACUUUAUGACCUUUAACCACCUGAAGUGUAAACCAGGAUCGCGUCUAAACCUUGUAAUUGGGCCUAAUGGAUCUGGUAAAAGCUCUAUUGUAUGUGCUAUUGCCCUUGGCCUUGGUGGUGAGCCUCAGAUUGGUUACUUUCUUUUGCAGCUCCUUGGAAGGGCAACCAGUGUUGGAGCAUACGUGAAGCGUGGGGAGGAGUCUGGUUAUGUUAGAAUAACCUUGAGAGGGAAUACUAAAGAAGAGAAGAUUACAAUUACACGUAAAAUGGACACGCACAACAAAUCUGAGUGGCUGUUCAAUGGAAAAGUUGUGCCGAAAAAAGAUGUAGCUGGAGUCAUUCAAAGGUUUAAUAUUCAAGUUAAUAAUUUAACUCAAUUUUUACCUCAGGACAGGGUUUGUGAGUUUGCCAAAUUAACUCCUGUGCAACUUUUAGAAGAGACUGAAAAGGCAGUUGGUGACCCUCAACUUCCUAUCCUACAUCGUGCACUUGUUGAUAAAAGCCAUGGCAUAAAAAGUAUUGAAAGAGCUGUUGAGAAAAAUGGUGAAACCCUAGAUCAGUUGAAGGCAUUAAAUGUUGAGCAAGAGAAAGAUGUUGAGCAUGUUCGUCAAAGAGAUGAACUUUUAAAAAAGGUUGAGUCCAUGAAAAAGAAACUGCCAUGGUUAAAGUAUGACAUGAAAAAGGCUGAAUACUUGGAAGUUAAGGAAAAAGAAAAGGAGGCCAAAAAGAAGUUAGAUGAAGCUGCUAACACUUUGAAUGAUCUAAAGGAGCCAAUUGAGAAACAAAAAAUGGAGAAGGCAAAGUUGGAUGCUAAAACUAAAAAGUAUAGCACUCGUAUUAAUGAUAAUCACAAGAAAAGGAUGGAACUUCAGGAAACUGAAAACCGUUUGGGGGUGCAAGUGCAAGGAAAAUUGAAAGAAAUGGAAGACUUGAGGAAACAAGAAGAAUCUCGUCAACAGAGAAUCUUACGAGCUAAAGAGGAACUUGAAGCUGCUGAGUUUGAACUUCAGAGUUUGCCUGCUUAUGAACAUCCCAAGGACGAGAUCGAACGGUUGCGUGCUCAAAUUUUGGAAUUGGAAGCUUCAGCUAGUCAGAAGAGACUUAUGAAGUCAGAGAUUGAGAAAAACAUUUCCCAAAAAAGAAAUAAUUUGAGGCAAUGCUCGGAUAGGUUAAAGGAUAUGGAGAAUACUAAUACAAAACUACUACAGGCAUUGAAAAAUUCUGGAACAGAGAAGAUCUUUGAAGCUUAUCACUGGCUUCAAGAACAUCGCCAUGAGUUCAAGAAGGAGGUGUAUGGUCCAGUGUUGCUAGAGGUUAAUGUGUCUAAUCGGACUCAUGCUGACUACUUAGAAGGUCAUAUUCCAUCCUAUGUCUGGAAGUCCUUCAUCACCCAAGAUUCCGAUGAUCGCGACAUUAUGGUAAAAAACUUGGGCUCUUUUGGCGUUCCUAUCUUAAACUAUGUGGGAGGUGAAAGGCGCACAAAUCAGCAUUUUGAGUUGUCUGAGGAGGUUCGUGCAUUUGGCAUAUAUUCUCGGCUAGACCAAAUUUUUGAAGCUCCUGCAGCUGUAAAGGAGGUUUUAACCAUGCAGUUUGGUUUAGAACAUUCAUAUAUUGGUUCAAAGGUAACUGAUCAAAAGGCAGACGAGGUCUCAAAAUUGGGAAUUUUAGAUUUUUGGACUCCAGAUAAUCAUUAUCGAUGGUCUCGCUCUAGAUACGGUGGUCAUAUGUCCGGAAGUGUGGAACCAGUUGAUCGCUCACGUCUUCUUUUGUGCAACUUGGAUGCGGGAGAAAUUGAUGGGCUUCGCUCUAGGAAAAAUGAGCUAGAAGAAUCUGUUUCUGCCUUAGAAGAAAAUUGUAAAUCAUGUCAGAAUGAGCUAAGAUUGAUAGAAGACGAAGAAGCUAAACUUCGCAAACAUCGGGAAAACAUUUUAAAUACUGUGCAACAUGAGAAGAGAAAACGACGUGAGAUGGAAAAUCGCAUUGAUCAAAGGAAAAAGAAAUUAGAAUCUAUGGAGCGGGAAGAAGACUUGGAUACUGUUGUGGCCAAGCUUGUCGACCAAGUUGCAAAUUUUAACAUUCAGAGGUUCCGUUGUGCAAUUGAAAUUAAGCAUUUGCUUCUUGAAGCCGUUUCCUAUAGACAGAGCUUGACUAAGAACCAUAUGUCUUCCAUUGAAAUUGAAGCAAAGAUCAGAGAAUUGGAGGUUAAUCUAAAGCAGCAUGAAAAGGUUGCUCUGCAAGCGUCAGUGCAGUUUGAGUACUGCAAGAAGGAAGUUGAGGACUAUCUACAGCAACUUUCAGCUGCCAAGAAGUAUGCAGAAUCUAUUGCUGCAAUCACACCUGAACUUGAGAAGGAAUUUCUUGAGAUGCCUACUACAAUUGAGGAAUUGGAGGCUGCUAUUCAAGAUAACACCUCUCAAGCUAAUUCCAUUCUAUUCUUAAACCAUAACGUGCUUGAGGAAUAUGAACAUCGUCAGCGUCAGAUAAACAUUAUUGCACGAAAACUAGAGGCUGAUAAACAUGAACUAAGGAAGUGUAUGGCUGAAGUUGAUGACCUGAAGGGAAAUUGGCUCCCAACAUUAAGAAAGCUUGUUUCUCAGAUAAAUGAAAGUUUUAGUCGCAAUUUUCAAGAGAUGGCUGUUGCUGGAGAAGUGUUACUGGAUGAGCAUGAUAUGGACUUUGAUCAAUUUGGAAUACUUAUUAAAGUGAAGUUCAGACAAUCAGGUCAGCUUCAGGUUCUCAGUGCACAUCAUCAAUCUGGAGGGGAACGAUCUGUGUCAACAAUUCUGUAUCUCGUUUCCCUUCAAGACCUUACCAACUGCCCAUUUAGAGUAGUUGACGAGAUAAACCAAGGAAUGGAUCCCAUAAAUGAACGGAAGAUGUUCCAGCAAUUAGUGAGAGCUGCCAGUCAAACCAAUACACCACAGUGUUUCCUAUUGACUCCAAAGUUACUUCCAGAACUGGAAUAUAGUGAGGCCUGUACUAUACUGAAUAUAAUGAAUGGUCCUUGGAUCGAGCAGCCCUCAAGAGGUUUUCUUCUCUUCCCUUUGUGUUGUUUCCCGAGUAACAUCGCUUACGAUCCACUACCCACUUUGUAAAAUUUGUGUAUUACAGCAUGGAGCAAUGGAGAUAGCUGGGGAACGUUGAUGAACUACGUAGGGAAAAGCCGAUGUUGAUUGUCAUUAGCGGAUUUCUGUGCUGAGGAAGGCAAUGUUCGAUUAGAGUUCUUUCUAUGAAGGUUGCCAUGUUCUCACAUCAAAUAGCUGCUAGUCCUUCAACGAUUGUGAUUCAGUUUAUGCUUUCAUUUUGUAUAGUUGAACCAUUAAAUUCUUUUGUAAAGUUAUCUAUCAUAUCGGAGUACUGAUGAAUUAAAUUAAAAAUUUCCUCCAUUUUCAA
Messenger RNA from Cucumis melo (muskmelon), 3993 nucleotides. Its product is annotated as structural maintenance of chromosomes protein 5. Gene Ontology annotation, molecular function: ATP binding; ATP hydrolysis activity. Gene Ontology annotation, biological process: double-strand break repair via homologous recombination. The transcript is spliced from 30 exons. The record is from RefSeq and is a predicted model, not a curated record. The coding region runs from base 507 to 3695 and encodes 1062 amino acids. Gene Ontology annotation, cellular component: Smc5-Smc6 complex. Lineage: Eukaryota; Viridiplantae; Streptophyta; Magnoliopsida; Cucurbitales; Cucurbitaceae.